AUGGCCGAGACCAAAGCGCCUCCCAUGGCGAGAGGGGCUGAUCGAAUCAGUGACCUCCCGGAGGGCGUCCUCCACCACAUCCUCUCGCUGCUGCCGGCGCAGGAUGCGGUGCGCACGUGCGUUCUCGCCCAGAGCUGGCGCAACCACUGGCGGUCCGCGCCCGCCGUCCGCUUCGCCUGCUCCACCGGCUUGGCCGGCGGCGUCGACACCUUCGGCCCCUUUGUCGACGGCCUGCUGCGCGGCCGCCGCAGGGGCUCGCCCCUGGACCCCUGCGACUUCGAUCUGGAUCUUGACGGGUCCGACGUCCCAAGAUUAUAG
Molecule: messenger RNA, 318 nt
Organism: Miscanthus lutarioriparius
Lineage: Eukaryota; Viridiplantae; Streptophyta; Magnoliopsida; Poales; Poaceae
Source: the annotation of a GenBank genome assembly